Oryza brachyantha (malo sina) is the source of this 1542-nucleotide messenger RNA. Its product is annotated as E3 ubiquitin-protein ligase APD2-like. Bases 65 to 1246 code for a protein of 393 amino acids. The record is from RefSeq and is a predicted model, not a curated record. The transcript is spliced from 10 exons. NCBI's taxonomy places the organism in Eukaryota, Viridiplantae, Streptophyta, Magnoliopsida, Poales, Poaceae.
CACAGCUUCUCGAACGCGUCGUCUCUCCCGUGUCUACCGCCGUGACGGGUACAGACUUGCAGUCAUGGCGGCGGCGGCGGCGCUCUGCUUUGUCACCCUACUCGCCUUCUGUUUCAUAGCACCGGUGGCGUUGAUGCUGGGGUACUACUACGGCUCGCCGGAGCUAGUCGUCGUCGGAUCCGGUUGCUCGAGGCUGGUGGAGACGAACUCGUUCUUUGUGGAGGACAUCGAGGCGAGGAUGGAGGGAGGGUCGCCGGAGAACGGGUUGGUGUUCUACGGGUUGACUGCUGCUCCGCCUCUCGCCGUUCCAGCCGCGUGGUCGGAGGCUCGCUGCGCCAUCGUACCUGCCAAUUCUCACAGGGAAUGGGCAUAUUUCCUUAACAGAGGAUCUGAAAUAGAAGUAGCUUACAGCGUCAGGAGUGAAACUGAAUCGCCUCAUCCAAUCUGCAUGAUCAUUGCACGAGGCAAAAAAAACUUCAUGCAAUGGACUGAUAAGCCAUCAGCAAAUAACACCACAUUAUUAUGGCACCUGGUGCGCGGAAAUGGAACAAUCAAGCAGACUAUCAAUCUCUCGUCUGAGUACUACAUUGCCUUGGAAAACUUAAACAAUCAGGAUAUAACGGUUGUACUGGAAUUCAGAAUCAAGACCUUGUUCUACAACACCACUGCAGCAGAUUAUGCGUGCUCACCGAGCAACUCUCUCUGCACAUACAAACUACCAUUUUUAGGACGAAAUGUUGUGGUUCUAUCAUCUGGCCCCAAAGAGGGACUGAAUUCUGAUGAUCAAUAUCUGAAUCUGUCAUAUGGACCUCGUUGGAUAGUGUACCUCAUCGGAUUAGCUAUGUUGGCUGUUGCGCUGCUGAUCCUGUACGAAAUUGUGAGCAUACUGUUCGCUCCCCGGCAUGGAGACAGCGGCGGCGGCGCAGGCAGUACGAGAGCCCCGCUGCUGUCGCCGGCGAGCAAAGAGGAAGACAGCGAGAGCCUGGGGUCGUCGUACGACUCCGCGUCGCACGACGGCGACGGGGAAGACGACGACGACGUGGAGGAAGGCGGCGGCCGCGGCGGCGGCGGCGAGGGCCGGCACCUCUGCGUGGUGUGCUGCGACGCGCGGAGGGACUGCUUCUUCCUCCCCUGCGGCCACUCCGCCACCUGCCAUUCGUGCGGCACGAGGGUGGCGGAGGAGGACGGGAGCUGCCCGCUGUGCCGGAGGAAGCUGAGGAAAGUGAGGAGGAUCUUCACCGUCUGAGAACUCUCGAUCGACGGAGAAACGGAAGAGGGAAAAAAAAUGGAACGCCCACCGUGGGGCUCGAACCCACGACCACAAGGUUAAGAGCCUUGCGCUCUACCGACUGAGCUAGACGGGCUUAGUGUUCAGGCAUUGCAUAAUAGGAAUACAAUAGUAUUAAAAGGUUGCGAAUAUAUUUAUAUGGAAAUUGUAUAGCUGUACUAAUUGUGGCAAACAGGAAUUCUAUGGCAUACAUGCACACAGGAUUUUCUUUUGGGAGCGUUGGACUAGCCUGAUAUGAAAUGCACUUCGUUAAC